Sabethes cyaneus is the source of this 831-nucleotide messenger RNA. RefSeq names its product cuticle collagen 13-like. The record is from RefSeq and is a predicted model, not a curated record. The transcript is spliced from 2 exons. Bases 51 to 770 code for a protein of 239 amino acids. NCBI's taxonomy places the organism in Eukaryota, Metazoa, Arthropoda, Insecta, Diptera, Culicidae.
AUACCCAUCGAUCAUUACUUACUGGAAAACAUCCUUCGGACAACACCAGAAUGAAAAUAAUUUUCUUUACUCUAGUGGCGGCACUGGUUGUGCUGGCCGUAGUAGGCGAAUCACAGGAUAUCGACGAUAAGAACGAAAACCCGGAGGUCAUACCCCAUCGUUAUCGCUACCGUCCCCAUCAUCGCCAUCACCCGCGCCGUCGUCAUCCACACCGUCCACACCAUCCGCAUCAUCCCCACCACCCGCAUCAUCCGCCACCACCAAACAAUGGCAGUUCCAGCGAUCCUUCCGGCAGAGGACAACCCGCAGCACCGGUUAACAUAACCGCUAUUAUUGAAGAAAUCUGGAAAGUGCUAAGAGCCGAUAUUAAUCGUGGCUCUAACCCAGCCAGUGGCGGUGCUUCGGGUGGAGCUCAAGGUGGUGCCCCAGGUGGAGGUGCAGGCGGUGCCCCGGGAGCCCCAGGUGCCCCAGGAGCACCAGGCGCCUCAGGUAACGCCGCAGGUGGUUCCCCAGGUGCCCCAGGAGCACCAGGUGCUUCAGGAGCCCCCGGUGCAGCAGGAGCCCCAGGUGCCUCAGGAAACGCCGCAGGUGGUGCCCCAGGUGCCCCACAAGCCCCGGAUGCAGCAGGAGCCCCGGAUGCAGCAGGAGCCCCAGGUGCAUCAGGAGCACCAGGUGCAGCAGGAGCCCCAGGUGCUGCUGGUGCCUCAGGUAGUGCUGCAGGUGGUGCCCCAGGUGCAGGAGCCCCAGGCGGUGCUGCAGGCAGCCGUUAAAUGGUUUGGUUCUCUAUUCAAUGACGAUUUUUGGCUAAAUUAUAUUUAAGUUUGGCAUGAA